UUGCCGAACGCUUCCACUUCCUGAGCACUUCUCAUUAAUUGAUAUGAUAUCUUAACGGAAAAAAUAAAGUAAAGAGAAGAAAAAAGUGGCGUACCGCAAAAAAAAAAAUAAUAUCUAUAAAAAUUGGAAAAGGAAAAGAUAUCAUAUCAUAUUUAUCUCCAGAAAAGACCGGUUUAGACGUUAGACGUCAAUAGUUACAAUUUAUUCGUGAAAGUGAACAAAACACUACUAAGAUGGCCUUGAGUCCUGGAGAUCCAAGUUCUUAUGCAAGACCAGAUGUUGCAUUUGUAACUCAUACUCAUCUAGAAUUAACCGUUGAUUUUAAUCAAAAAGUUCUUGAAGGCAAAGCAAUAUUAGAUGUAGAAAGGAAACUGCCUUCAGCAACUGAAUUAAUUUUAGAUCAUCGCAAACUUAUUAUAUCAAGUACCACAAAUGCUAUUGAUGGAUCUAAUUUACAAUAUACUAUUGGACUUAAUGUUGAAUUUGGAAGUAAAUUUGUCAUUCAGUUGCCACCGGCUGUUGGAGAUAAUAAAUGUAAAAUUGAGAUUGAAUAUAAAACAUCUCCAGAUUCAACUGCACUGCAAUGGCUAACAGCUGAACAAACUGCAGGUGGUGUACAUCCUUACCUGUUUUCUCAAUGUGAGGCUAUACAUGCUAGAUCUAUGUUUCCCUGUCAGGAUACACCAUCUGUCAAGUCUACAUACUCUGCUAAGAUUUCUGUAUCAAAAGAACUUACAGUUGUAAUGUCUGCACUUUUGGAUAGACAGUUGGAGGAGUCAGAUAAAAAAAUAUAUGAGUUCCGUCAAUCAAUACCAAUACCAUCUUAUCUAGUGGCCAUUGCUGUGGGUGCACUAGUAUCAAAACCAGUUGGCCCAAGAAGCAAAGUAUGGGCUGAGAAAGAAUUUAUUGAUCAAAGUGCGUAUGAAUUUGGAGAAACUGAAACGAUGUUGCAAACUGCAGAACAAUUAUGCGGUCCUUAUGUUUGGGGCAUGUAUGAUAUAUUAGUGCUUCCGCCAAGUUUUCCAUUUGGUGGCAUGGAAAAUCCUUGUUUGACAUUUGUAACGCCGACUGUACUUGCUGGAGAUCGUUCUUUGGCCACUGUCAUUGCCCACGAAAUCUCACACAGCUGGACAGGAAAUUUAGUUACAAACGCAAACUUUGAACAUUUCUGGUUGAACGAAGGUUUUACCAUGUUUGUUGAGAGAAAGAUUAACUCCAGAAUGUCUGGUGAAAAAAUGAGACAUUUUGAAGCAUUGCAUGGCCUUCAAGGUCUAAGAGAAGCGAUUAAAACUCUCGGUGAAACCAAUCAACUGACGAAUUUAGUACCGAAUUUGAAUAAUGUCGAUCCGGAUGACGCAUUUUCCCUCGUGCCUUAUGAAAAAGGACAUACUUUCCUAUUUUAUCUGGAGCAACUUCUAGGCGGGCCAGAAGUAUUUGAACCAUUUUUGAAAUCUUAUUUGGAUACGUACAAAUACAAAAGCAUAAAAACUGAUACCUGGAAGAAUUACUUGUAUAAAUAUUUUUCUGAUAAAGUAGAGCUGCUGAAUUCCGUCGAUUGGAACACGUGGCUUUAUAAACCGGGUAUGCCACCUGUGAUACCUGAUUACGACAAGAGUUUGACAAACGCGUGCACCGAGUUAGCGAGACGAUGGAUUGAAUGGGACGAGAGUACCGUUUCGCCUUUCGUCAUAUCGGAUAUAGAGAAUUUGUUUCCCGGUCAGAAGGUAGCAUUUUUAACCGAGCUACAUAAAUCGCCUACGAUUCUGUCACUGAACAAGAUGCAACAGAUGGCAAACACGUAUCAGUUGGACCUUGUGAAGAAUUCCGAAAUACGAUUUGUUUGGUUGCGUUUGUGCAUCAAGAAUCGAUGGGAAUUGAAGGUUUCUGACGCUUUGAACUUUGCUACCGAGCAAGGACGCAUGAAAUUUGUACGGCCUAUAUUCCGAGAUCUGUAUGAAUGGCAAGAGAUGCGUCAACGAGCGAUCGACGUGUAUUUGAGCAAGAAGAACAAGAUGAUGUACGUGACUGCGCACAUGGUGGCAAAGGAUCUUCAUCUAAGUGAUUGAUACAAGAUUAUCAUGAUAAUUUUACAGAUGAUUUGUGAAAUAACUACAAUAUUACGUUUUUUAUUAUCUUAUCAAAUAAUUACUUAUGCACAUAAAAUCACAUAAUACAAUGCGAUUUUUAUUGUAUUUCUACUUUUAUGAAUGAUGAAACAAUGACGUGUUUCUCUUUUUUCAGAUUUUAAUAAAGCAAUUAUAACAA
Linepithema humile (Argentine ant) is the source of this 2265-nucleotide messenger RNA. The record is from RefSeq and is a predicted model, not a curated record. NCBI's taxonomy places the organism in Eukaryota, Metazoa, Arthropoda, Insecta, Hymenoptera, Formicidae.